GCUCAGGACUUGGUCUCUGCUGUCACCCCUCCAUGUUACCGACCCUUCCCUGCCUGACCUCUGUCUGUUGGCUUGGCAUGACCCGCAGUAUUCUGUUAGGAAUUUCCAUUCCUGUUCUAAUUCCCUGAGAGCCCCACACUGAAUGGCAAAUGGCGUUCCCUGUGCCUGUUUUUGCCCAGGUCAACUACAGGCAGAGCAUCGACAAACUGAAGUACAGCUCCGUGACAGACACACCUCAGAUUGUUCAAGCCAAAAUCAGUUCCCAGCAACUGAGCCACGUGAAGUACAAAGAAGGCUGGCAGAAGACAAAGGGGAGAGGGUUUGAAAUGAAGAUGGAUGCCAUGUCUCUGUUGGCCGCCAAAGCCUCGGGGGAGCUUGCUAGCAAUAUUAAAUACAAAGAAGACUAUGAAAAAACAAAAGGCAGAGCCCUGGGAACCACUGACUCUAAACUUCUGCAUUCUCUUCAGGUGGCCAAGAUGAGCAGUGAGGUUGAAUAUAAGAAAGGGUUUGAAGAGAGUAAGAGCCACUUUCACCUGCCCAUGGACAUGGUGAACCUCAGGCAUGCUAAAAAGGCGCAGGCUCUCGCUAGCGACCUCGACUAUAGAAAGAAACUGCACGAAUACACCGUGCUGCCUGAGGAUAUGAAGACCCAGUGGGCCAAGAGAGCCCACGGGCUCCAGAGUGAGCUGCAGUACAAAGCUGACCUGGCAUGGAUGAAAGGGGUCGGGUGGCUGACGGAGGGGAGUCUCAAUCUAGAACAAGCCAAGAAGGCUGGACAGCUCAUCAGUGAGAAAAACUACCGGCAGAGAGUUGAUGAGCUAAAGUUCACCAGUGUGACUGACAGCUCCCAGAUGGAGCACGCCAAGAAGAGCCAGGAGCUGCAGAGUGCGGUGGCUUACAAGGCCGGCAACGAGCAUUCUGUCCAUCAGUACACCAUCAGCAAAGAUGAGCCUUUCUUCUUGCAAGCCCGGGCCAAUGCUGCUCAGCUCAGUGAGACACUGUACAAGAGCAGCUGGGAAAGGCAGAAGGCGAAAGGGUUUGAGCUGAGACUGGACUCCUUGACAUUCCUGACGGCCAAAGCUAGGAGAGACCUGGCCAGUGAGGUGAGUCCUCCAGUCACGGAGCAGAGCACGUGAGUCCCUCAGUCAUCA
This is a messenger RNA of Cricetulus griseus (Chinese hamster), 1151 nucleotides long. Lineage: Eukaryota; Metazoa; Chordata; Mammalia; Rodentia; Cricetidae. The record is from RefSeq and is a predicted model, not a curated record.